GACAUAGUCAAAGUUCACUUUACAGACUCCAUUUUAACCGGAGGAAGAAGAUAUCUACCUUUAGCUUAAAUCAAUUUGAAAACCUUAAGCUUGGUUAUGUGUGAUAGAAACAUGUGAGUCUAAUCUUGAGAAACAUGUUCUGAUGUGUGUACACAUCCGUGCUGUGAUUGAUUUAUUUCGAAAAGGUUGUUUCCCCACGGGACGUACUGCUACAAAAUGGCGGCAUAGUAAACAGUUGUGUGUCCAUGAAGAGAAGCUGAGCAAUGGAAACACCAGGAGACGCUCCAGAGGGACAGAGACACGUCCGUCGGGAGAGACCUCCAUCACCUGUGCCCACUUGUAUGUCCAUGAAGAGUGACCGGUCAAAUGACCCCCCCCUCAACUUCCAAAAUGAAGAUGGUACAAAUGCAUCAAGACACGUCCGUCGGGAGAGACCUCCAUCACCUGUGCCCACUUGUAUGUCCAUGAAGAGUGACCGGUCAAAUGACCCCCCCCUCAACUUCCAAAAUGAAGAUGGUACAAAUGCAUCAAGACACGUCCGUCGGGAGAGACCUCCAUCACCUGUGCCCACUUGUAUGUCCAUGAAGAGUGACCGGUCAAAUGACCCCCCCCUCAACUUCCAAAAUGAAGAUGGUACAAAUGCAUCAAGAAGCCAAAUGGAGGAAUGUAAACCAGAUGCUGUCAGUGACCAGUUCACCCAGAGUCAACAUGGGGAUCUGAAGCACAUAUUCCAGAGUAAAGAAGAGGAUGAGAAUGAAGCCAGAGAAGGGGCUCUGAAAAUGGACUUCCUUAGGAAUAUGGAGCAGCAAGAUCUCGCUGACAAACUGCAAGAAAAGAUGUACGUAGUUUUUCAGACUGAGCUCAAAAGAAAUCUCAAGAACAAGUACCAGACUGUUUCUGAAGGAAUACCCGCACAAGGAAGCUCUGAUCUUCUAGAAAAGAUCUACACAGAGGUCUACAUCACAGAGGGAGGAAGUGGAAAAGUAAAUGCAAAGCAUGAAGUCAGGCAGAUUGAGUCAAGAUCCAAGAGACCAGCUGGACAGGAGACAUCAAUCAGAUGCAGUGACAUCUUUAAACUCUUACCUGGCCAAGACAAGCCAAUCAGAAGUGUUGUCACAAAAGGAGUUGCUGGCAUUGGUAAAACUGUCUCAGUUCAGAAGUUCAUCCUGGACUGGGCAGAGGGAACAGAAAACCAGGAUAUCCACUUCAUAUUUCCACUGCCUUUUAGGGAGCUCAACCCCAUGAGAGAAAAUCAGCUCUCUUUGAUGGAUCUCCUCCACCACUUCUUCACAGAAAAAAAGCAGUUAACUUUUCCCAGCCAAGGGAAGUACAAAGUGUUGUUCAUCUUUGAUGGUCUGGAUGAAUGUCGACUCCAACUAGACUUUCAGAAUAAUGAAAGUUUGACUGAUGUGACAGAGGUCACCUCAUUGGAUGUACUCCUGACAAAUGUUAUCAAGGGUAAUCUGCUGCCCUCUGCUUUACUUUGGAUUACCUCUCGACCAGCAGCAGCCAAUCAAAUCCCGCCUGAGUGUGUUGACCGGGUCACAGAGGUACAAGGGUUCAAUGACCCACAGAAGGAGGAGUACUUCAGGAAGAAGAUCAGUGAUCAGAAUCUUGCCAGCAAAGUCAUCUCUCACAUCAAAUUAUCAAGGAGUCUCCACAUUAUGUGCCACAUACCAGUGUUCUGCUGGAUUGCUGCUACUGUUCUUGGGCUAAUUCUUGGCUCUUCAGGAGGUGGACAGAUUCCAAAGACUUUGACAGAGAUGUACACCUAUUUCCUUAUUUUCCAAACAAAACAGAGGAGCCUAAAGUUUGAAAAUGUGCAUGACCUUGAUCCACAGUGGAACCAGGAAGUUAUCCUUGGUCUUGGAAAGUUGGCAUAUGAACAGUUAGAGAAGGGUAAUCUGAUUUUCUAUGAAGAAGACCUGCGAGAGUGUGGCAUUGAUGUCAGAGAGGCAGCAGUAUGCUCUGGCAUCUGCUCCCAGAUCUUUCGAGAAGAAUCAGGGCUUUAUCAAGAGAAGGUGUUCUGCUUCGUGCAUUUAAGUGUCCAGGAGUAUCUUGCAGCUUUGUAUGUGUUUCUGAUGAUGGCAAUUGAAAGGAAAGACAUACUUUCCAGACACCAAACUCAUGGAACAUCCAUUCAGCACUGGAUACAGACAUGGAUUUGGUGGUCUCCUGUAAUAAAGACAUACAUGAUCACCUUACACAAGAGUGCCGUGGACAAAGCUUUGGAGCAUGAAGAUGGACGCUUUGACCUAUUCCUCCGUUUCCUUCUUGGCCUCUCUCUGGAGUCUAACCAGACUCUCCUGCAUGGCCUACUACAGAGAGGACGAAAUAAGAUCGACAAUGAAGAAACAAUCAGUUACAUUAAGGAAAAGAUCAGGGAUGUUCCUUCAUCAGAAAGGGUCAUCAACCUCUUCCACUGUCUGCAUGAACUCAAUGAUCACUCCUUAGUGGAAGAGGUCCAGAACUUCCUGAGUGCUGAGACACUUUCUGGAGCUGAACUCUCACCUGCCCAGUGGUCAGCUCUAGUGUUUGUGCUGCUGACAUCAGAACAGAACCUGGAUGUGUUUGACUUGAAGAAGUACAUCAGAUCUGAUGAAGCUUUCCUCAGGCUUCAGCCAGUAGUGGAGGAAUGUCAGAAGGCUCAGCUCAAUAGCUGUGGGCUCACUGAAAGGAGCUGUACAGCACUGGCAUGGAUCCUCAGCAAACCAUCUGAACUGAAAAAUGUGGAUCUCAGUGACAACAGUAUUGGAGAUAUUGGGGUCCAAGAACUCUGUAGCGGACUGGAGAACCCAAACUGUGCACUGGAGACAUUCAGACUCUCAGACUGCAGUAUCACAGAGGAGGGCUAUGAUCAGAUCUAA
Molecule: messenger RNA, 2867 nt
Organism: Clupea harengus (Atlantic herring)
Lineage: Eukaryota; Metazoa; Chordata; Actinopteri; Clupeiformes; Clupeidae
Product: NLR family CARD domain-containing protein 3-like
Exons: 11
Coding region: 264-2867 (867 amino acids)
Molecular function (GO): protein binding
Source: RefSeq, a predicted model, not a curated record